Molecule: messenger RNA, 1614 nt
Organism: Ruditapes philippinarum (Manila clam)
Lineage: Eukaryota; Metazoa; Mollusca; Bivalvia; Venerida; Veneridae
Product: perlucin-like protein
Exons: 5
Coding region: 180-635 (151 amino acids)
Source: RefSeq, a predicted model, not a curated record
GCACUUGAAAAUAGAAAUAAACCUCCAAAACUUCCUGCGUGUAUAUCUAUAAGUAUCAGUCUAGACAUAUUUGUUGGCAAAGACAAAACAAAAACCAAGAGAUUAUUUCAGUAUUUUACCCAUUAUAAGAACAUUGUUAUAUUCAGUGCGUUAAUUGGACGUUGUGACAGCCUUGCGGUAUGAAGAUUGUAGCAUUUUUAGUCGGGUUUUCUAGCCUCGUUCUGGGAGCCAAGGCAGAUUGCUGUAAAAAUGGCUGGCUAUCAUAUGAGGGACAUUGCUACUACAUCGGUUAUGAAACCCUUUUGACAUUCACUUCCGCGUGGGCGUACUGUAACACUCGGGGCGCCUACCUUGUGCGGCUUGAGACACCUGGCGAAUACUUAUUCGUGAAAGAAUAUUUGAAGAAAACUGGAGCAAGAACGCCAUGGAUUGGUUUGACUGACAUGGAUAGCGAAGGGAAGUGGCAAUGGAUGGAUACUGGAAAACAUAUUCAAUUCUCUGACUGGGCAUACGGUCAACCCGACAACGCCGGAAACGAAGACUGCGUGCACUUAAAUAGUUAUAUGAAAUUCAAGUGGAAUGACGUACGCUGCAGCUACAAAUUCAUUCCAUUGUGUGAAUAUGACUUGAGCUAAAUCUGAAUCUGUCGAAUACAUUGUUUUCCCUUUCAGUAUCACCUUUGUUUUAGUUCAAAGUUUUAUGGAAAAAGUGUUUUACAUUUUAAUGAUUGAUUAAGCUAUAAUGAUGGUUUUGACAUGACAUAAAUCUUUUCCAAAUACGCUUAAUUAUUUAUACUUCUUAAUCAUUACUUGUCUGGGAAGUUACAAGCAUUUUUAAUAUGUUUUUAAACAUUGUAAGAAAACCUUGUCUUUAUUUUUCCUAAUUCUUACAGCAACUUCUUAAGUGUUUGAGGGCAUAAACAUUCCUGCGUUUCGGGCAACCCGAUCUUACCAAGAGAAACCCUCUUGGCUCUUAAUCAUAUUCUUUGAAAUCUGUAUAGGUCAACGUUUUAUUUUAAAAUGAAUUAAAAAGAUAUUUCAAACCUACUCGUCUUUUAUGAGAAUGUCACAACUAAUGUUUUAGUUCUUGAUAUUUCUGAUGCAUUAUCUGCAACACAAAAGUUAAAUCACUGUAAAUUUCCACCAAAACUACUGAUUAUUAUAAUAAGUCCAUAAGAAAUAGUAUUCUAAAAUUAGUUUCAACCAAUUUGCAAAAGAAGUUUUACAACUUUUAAACAGUUAGAAGAGUAGAUUACUGGCUAAGAGUAUAUUGUUAGCAGUAUCUAUGUUGUUCCUAUAUUAAUUAAGUCGGCACUUAAUAUCAAUGAUAACAGUGUUGUUAUUUUUUUCUGGUUUUAUGUGAUUUUGAUACGGUAAGUGUUGGAUACCAUUUAAGUAGGUGCUGGGAGCGUAUGGAAUGUUACAUUUGACAUUAUUCCUCACUCAAUAAAACCGAAUUUGCAAUUUUCAACUAUUUGUUUUUUAAUUAUUGCUCUCGUUUUAGAAUAUUUACAGUCACAAUUAUGCCACUCUGCAGCUUUUAUUGUAUUGUUUGUAUCAUAUUACAAUGUUAAGAUAUAUAAAUUAAUCUAUAAUAAAAUACUUGCAUAAAAAU